UCCUUUUAUUUUACAUCGGCAGUUCUUAGAUAGCGGUCGUUGUGCGAACAGUCUUUAAAUACUUUUACAUCUGACAUACCUUGUGAAAAUGUCACAGAAGAACGAUUCAAAUGUUAGUGUGCGCAAGAACUUAUUUUAUGAAAAGGUGUUAAAUUAUUACAAUGAUAAACCAAAUAAAAAACCGUUCACAAAAGAUAUCAUUAAGUCAAUGAUUAACGAAAUCCAAAUAGCUAAAAGUAAAACGUAAGUACAGUAACAUGCUAUUACCUACUCUAUCUUAAUGUUGUUUUUUUAUAGCGGACGAAAAGAAAGGAGAGAAUACUUUUUAUUAAGCACGUACGAUGUAAUGACUGUGGGAAAUAACUCAUAUCUAAUUAAGCAACAUGGCGCGGAAGAUAAAAUAGAAUAUGUGGUUGCAUAUGAGGAGCUAUAUGAAAAACUGGACGAUGUUCAUACCAACAAAACUGGUCAUGGGGGACGAAUUAAAAUGGAAGCUGCUUUACGUAUGAAAUACAGUAUUCCUCGUCCAGCAAUUGAAUUAUUUAUCUCAUGCUGUGAACCAUGCAAUGAAAAAAAGCAAGGAAGGAAAAAAAUAGUUGUGCGGCCAAUCGUUUCGAAAGACUUUAAUGAACGGGGCCAGGUAGACUUAAUUGAUUUCCAGUCAAUGCCUGAUAGUAAAUUCAAAUGGAUUAUGAACUAUCAGGACCAUUCCACAAAAUUCAUCUUUCUGCGAGCAUUAGAAUCUAAGAGAGCCGAAGAAGUUGCUAAAGAACUCUUAAGUAUUUUUCUGUUAAUCGGGGCCCCGAAGAUCCUUCAGAGCGAUAAUGGUCGCGAAUUUGUUAACCGCAUAAUCACCGACUUGAAAACAAUGUGGCCAGAGUGUCUACUGGUACAUGGGCGCCCAAGACAUCCACAAAGCCAAGGGAGCAUUGAAAGGGCCAAUAAAGAUGUAGAAGAUAUGAUACGCGCUUGGAUGCACGACAAUAAUUCUAAGAAAUGGUCCAUUGGUUUACAGUUUGUUCAAUGGCAAAAAAAUAUUUCUUUCCAUAGAACCAUUGGACGUUCACCAUACAAGGCUCUGUUAGGAAGUGACCCAAAACUUGGCCUUACUUCUAGUAACAUUCCAUUGUCAUUGGCAAAGACUAUAGAAACCGAAGAAGAAUUGCAAGAGAUUUUGAAUGAUCGACCGGCAGAAGCAGAGGAACUACUUAAUUGUGAAAAUGUUAGUGAAAAUGUGGACAAUGAUGGCGAAAAUGAGGAAAAUGAUAUUGAAAAUAACGAAAAUUACACUGACAAUAUCGAGACGGAUGUUCUUAGUGCGUGCGUAACGGACACCGUUGUUCAUCAUAAUCCGAGUUGUCAACUCGAUAGGUGUUGUAUUUGUGAAGAAGAACUAAAUUCAGAAAAUAAAGUGCGGUGUGACAAAUGUCAACAGAAUGUUCAUCCCAAUUGCAUAUCAGCUUCUUGUAGCAAAGAAGACGCUGAUACACAAUUAUGUCAGUUAUGUUUUACUUCAAGUAACAUUCUUAGAGAAAGACAAGCUACUAGAACUAAAACUGAAGAAGCUGCAAAAAAAAUGCUCAACAGUUCCACGAAAAAGUUACCUAAACUAAAGAAAGGCGAUUGUGUGUUGUUAAGCACACCCAAGGUAGAUCGAGGACCUGGAGAUCCGCUAAACUUAAUAUGCAUCAUCAUGGACCAAAAAAACGGCGUUAAUCAAUUAGCUUGUCAGCAUGGAAUGUUAAAGGGUUGGUUUGGACCAGAAUGUUUAUCACUAGCAGGUGCAGCGUUCCUUUCCAUACAUGCUAUUAACACAACUAGAUACUUGUCAAUCAGAGAAGCUGUAAUGAUGACAAGCGGCGGUCAAGGAUUUGUUAAAUGCAUGUGCAAACCAGGAAGAAAACAAUGCAACAGCGCAAGGUGUAUUUGCAUGAAAAAUAAAUCGAUGUGUACUUCUAGGUGCCACCAAAGUUUGCCAUGUUCAAACAAAUAAAGAUUUACAUUUUUGAUAACUGAUGUGUUCUUUCACAAUUAUUUGUACAUUAUAUGUAAUCGACAUUUCAGCAUGAGGCAGAAAAGAAGUUGCGUUUCAUGAAGUGACUAAAAUAA
Photinus pyralis (common eastern firefly) is the source of this 2109-nucleotide messenger RNA. RefSeq names its product KRAB-A domain-containing protein 2-like. Lineage: Eukaryota; Metazoa; Arthropoda; Insecta; Coleoptera; Lampyridae. The record is from RefSeq and is a predicted model, not a curated record. Gene Ontology annotation, molecular function: nucleic acid binding. The transcript has a single exon. The coding region runs from base 281 to 1993 and encodes 570 amino acids. Gene Ontology annotation, biological process: DNA integration.